AUGGCGCCCACAACCAUCGCAGUCGUCGGAGCCGGAGUGGCAGGGCUGCAGACAGCCGCCCAGCUGAAGGAAGCAGGCUACAGCGUCACCGUGUUUGAGAAGAGCGGCGACAUCGGCGGCGUGUGGCAAAGCAACUAUGCCGGCUACCGCCUGCAGCAAGCGCAGGUCCAAAAAUGGCACUACGAGAUCCCCGGCUUCCCCUGGAACGACGGCGUGAGCCCCGCCCACCCGCGCUACCCGACCGGCCCCGAGGUGCAGGCCUACCUGCAGCGCUACGCGGCAGACGCUGGCCUGCUGCCGCUCAUCCGGUUCCACGUCGACGUCAAGGUGCUGCGCCCCGUGGCGGCGGCCGGCAAGGGCGCGGCCGCCGGCGCAGGCGCCCCCGGCUGGGAGGUGGAGUGGACUGACCGCGCAGGCACCAAGCACAAGCAGGCCUUUGACUAUGCGGUCGUCGCCACCGGCCUGUUCAACGAGCCAGAGAGGCCAGAGUGGGCGCAGGGGCUGGCCAGCGCCAAGCCGCCGACCGCCGGGCCCUGGGUGGUGGAUGCAAAGGACUUCACCGACGCAUCGCUUGCGCAGGGCAAGCGAGUGGUGGUGGUGGGCGCGGGCAAGACGGCGCACGACGUGGGGGUGGCGGUGAGCGAGGUGGCCACGUCGGCCACACUGGUGGCUCGCCGCGGAGCGUGGAUGGCGCCCCAGAAGGUUCUGGGCUUCAUCCCAUUCGAGUUUGCCAGCUACACCCGCUGGUCCUGGGCCCUGCAGCCAGCCUGGUACUCUGCCGGGCCAAUCAAGAAGGGCGCCCACACGCUGUUCCGCCCCAUCAAGGCCGCCGCCUGGGGCCUGUUCGGCCUCAUCUUCCCCAUCCAGACCGGCACGCCCUCCGCCAUCAAGCCCAAGCAGGGCCUGCUGGAGGGUGUGUACGACACGGUGGGCAUGGUGGACUCCCGCCAGCUGUCCAAAGCCUUCAAGUCGGGGCGGCUGGCAGCCAAGGCGGGCCGCGUGAGCGCCGUCACCCCCACCGGCGUCGACCUGGAGGAUGGCACGUCACUGGAGGUGGACAUCGUGGUGCUGGCGACGGGCUAUCGCGCCACCGCGCGCUCCCUGCUGCCCCAGGAGCUGCAGGCGGCUGCAGGGUACAAGGGCGACAGCCAGUGGCUGUACCGGAAUGUGCUGCCCCCCGGCCUCUCCAACCUGGCCUUCAUCGGCCAGAACGCCACCUUCCAGCAUGUGCUCACCACGGCGCUCCAGUCCCGCUGGCUGGCAGAUGUGCUCAAGGGCAAGAUCCAGGUGCCGCCCGCAGCCGAGCAGCAGAAGGACGUGGAGGCGCAGGAGGCCUGGCUGGCCAAGUUUGGCGGCGUGAACCGCACCAACAACUUUGUGUGGGCGCAGCACGGCAAGUACCAUGACGCGCUGGUGCACGACAUCCGCGGCAGCACCGCCGCCUACCCCUGGAACCCGGUGGCAGAGUGGUUUGGAUACAUCAAGAACCAGCGCUACGCGUCGCUGUUCCCUGGCAACCAGGCGCUGCGGGCGGGCCAGAGCAGCGCCAAGGGCAGCGCCGCAGGCAUCCCUGUGGCGGCCACCGUGGCCGCCAGCGCAUGA
Messenger RNA from Chlorella variabilis, 1602 nucleotides. RefSeq lists its product as hypothetical. The transcript has 13 exons. Gene Ontology annotation, molecular function: N,N-dimethylaniline monooxygenase activity; NADP binding; flavin adenine dinucleotide binding. The record is from RefSeq and is a predicted model, not a curated record. Bases 1 to 1602 code for a protein of 533 amino acids. NCBI's taxonomy places the organism in Eukaryota, Viridiplantae, Chlorophyta, Trebouxiophyceae, Chlorellales, Chlorellaceae.